ACCUCUAUGAAUCCCUGUCGUACAUGUCUUCAUCCCAGACGAAAUAAUAUAGCGAUAGUGUCAAUUUGGUCGUAUAGAGGAUUCAAUCAAAAAAGAAUAGCUGUUAGUAGUGAUCACUCAUAGCUUGAAGUAUGGUAAUGUUAACAUUAGAUUGGGUUCUUUAUUAAGGCUACAUUGUCCGUUGAGGGGGUUAGGCUACAUCGUGGAGUUAAAAGGCGUACCAGUUGUGUCUGUCCUGGUUCUGUCAGAUGAACAAAUCGUAAGAAGUCGACACCACUCACGCAUUUUUCCAGCUGACAACAUAGUAUUAGUGAAGCCCCCCCGUCAUGGCAUCGCCAUAUUUUCUCCUCCUCUUCCCCUCCCUGGGUUGGCUGUCUGCUGUGACAUCAUCAGAUCCCUUUGUCCAUGCUCCUCAUUUCACUGGGUGUAAAUCCAGGGAGCUUGUGACGUUUAGCUGUUGGUGGAGCGCCGGAAGCUUCCAGAAUCUCACGGAACCCGGAGCUCUGCAAAUGUUCUACUGGAAGAAAACUGAUUUGACGAAAGAAUGGAGGGAGUGCCCUGACUACUCCUCCUCUGUGAAGAAUGAAUGUUUCUUCAAUAAGAACAACACAGUUAUCUGGACGACCUACUGUGUGCGGCUCAGCUCCAAAAGCCAGAACAUCACCUACGAUGAAUUGUGUUUCGAAUUGCAGGACAUCGUGCACCCUGAUCCCCCGGUGGCCCUGAACUGGACGCUGUUGAACGUCAGCCGGUCGGGCCUGAACUAUGACAUCAUGGCGAGCUGGGAACCCCCGCCCUCGGCUGACGUAUCCGUUGGAUGGUUGACACUGGUGUACGAACUCCAGUUCAGGAGGAGGAACAGCUCACACUGGAAAGUGUUGGAGCAUGAGUUUGGCACUCAGAAGUCAAUCUACGGCCUUAGUACUGGAGAGGAGUAUGAGGUGCGCGUGCACUGCUCAAUGAGGGCCUUCAAUAACUUUGGGGAGUUCAGUGAUGCCAUCUUUGUCCAUGUGUCAGAGAUUCCCAGUAAAGAGUCCACGUUCACUGUGACUCUGGUCCUGAUCUUCGGGGCUGUGGGAGUGGCCAUUUUCCUCAUGCUCAUCAUCUUCUCUCAGCAGCAGAGACUUAUGGUGAUUCUUCUGCCUCCUGUUCCUGCACCCAAAAUCAAAGGGAUUGACACAGAACUGCUUAAGAAGCGAAAGCUGAAUGAGCUGAACUUCCUCCUGAGUGUUGGUGGCAUGGGGGGUCUCCACCCCUACCCCCCUGACCUGUACCAGGACGAGCCCUGGAUGGAGUUCACCGAGCUGGACGCAGAUGAGCCUGAGCCUGGGGAGAAGGAGGACAACCAGAGACUGCUGAGCCUGGGUCACAACAACCACUGCACAAACCAUGGCUGCUCUCACACCCUCAGCAUCCCUGAUAAUGACUAUGAUCCAGAGCUGCCUGACCAGAAGACCCUAAUGUUGAUGGCUGCCCUCCUGUCCAGCCAACCUGAAAAAGUUGAACCCUGCCUGGGGAACCAGCAGAGCCACUCCAACACCCCGGCUCUAGAGGUGCUGGAUGUCCCAUGCCCAAGGCUCCAAGCUCCAGAGGGAGGGGAGAGGCCCCUGGUCCAGACCCAGCUGGGAGGCCCUCAUAGCUGGGUCAACAUAAACUUCUAUGCCCAGGUCAGCGAUGUAAUGCCCGCUGGAGGGGUGGUGCUCUCACCAGGCCAGCAGGUCAGGGCCCCGGAGAAUGCUAUAACAACAGAGGAGGAUAAGAAUAAGAUUGGGAAGAUGGAAGGAGGAGAGGAGGAGAGUGAAGGGGAGGAGGAGGAGGAGGAGGAGAGAAUAAAUAAGAAAUUGCCAUCUCAGCUGCUGGUGGUGGAUCCUGAGGCUGGGGGCUACACGACAGAGAGUAGUGGCCGGCAAAUCAGUACCCCUGACCCCUCCUCACCUGGGGAGGUUUACCACGCCUUCCCCCCACCUCCCCCCUAUCUCCUGCAUACCACCCCCCUAGGGGACUACCAGUCCCUGUACAUCCUUCCCAACUCCCCUGCUCAGUUCCUGCCCCCUGUUUUGGACUACACUGUGGUUCAAGAUGUUGACUCCCAGCAUAGCCUUCUCCUCAACCCUCCUUCCCCCCAGGGGUCCCCCUCCUGCCCCCUACAACCACCCUCCAAGCCCCUGCCCACAAUGCCUAUAGGGUACCUCACCCCGGACCUGUUAGGCAACCUCUUGCCUUAAAGAAAAAAAACACCACCCAGGAGGCCUUGGGGCAUAGAGGUCAGAGUUCACAGGCCAGGAAGUCAGUAAUCAUCCCAGAAAGACAGUCUUGUUCUACCUGAAACCAAUUAUGUUACGGGACAGACAGGCACGAUGUUUGUUUGAGAGGGUGAUGGAAGGGAAGCUGGGAAAGAGAAACGUUUCGAUGUUGUGUUUGGGGUUUAUAUAAGUGAUACUGGAACUUGAGGAAAGAGUAAAUUGGCCUUUCUGGUUUGACAGAGCUUAAAGGAAGACUUGUGUUGACUAAGACCGAGACACCCAAAAACCCACAGUCUGAAACCUUUAAAUGUCUGAAACCUUUAAAUGCACAGAUUUCUAAUAUAAUGUUACACACAGAUAAUCGUAUGCACCACAAAUACGCAGACAGACAAGCUCAGACAUGAUCCACCUUAAUGUUUCCUACUAUGAUCUAUUAUAGAAAUGUCAGAGAAGUGAGUAAAGAAACAAGCUCACAUAUGUCAUAUAACAUAUAGAUAUUUAAUACUGUAGCAUAUUCUUAACUAUACUGUAGAUGGAUCAAGUAACAGAAUGUAAUGGAGAAUAACAAGCACAUUUAUAGAAUCACACACACGCGCAUACAUUUACAUCAUCGUUAUCGCCUCAUUAAUUGACAGAACACUUAAGUGUGCUGUUUUGUCAAACUUACCGCUACAAUGAGCGCAAAGUGACUAUUGUCGUUCAUUUAGCACUCGUUAUUUUGCUUAGUAGCACAUUUUCAUGCUUAUAUUUAGCUUUGAAUUCUUGCAGCAGAAUCAUCGAAUCGUUACCAGACUGAGGUCACAGUAUUGAACACAGCCAUUAGACAACCGGUCUGUACUCAAUGUGAAAACUCACUCUGAUUACCAUAAUAAAUAGAGAACAAGGCAGCUCAUAACAGCGAACAUGUUUCACUUGUGUAAUGAGACAUUAACAAGCACAGACUGGAGUCUCACAAUACAGGAAAGACUGCUUUUGUAUGUUCUACUUACUUUGCCUUCAUUUUAAUUGCAGGGACAAUAACUGAAAAUGUGUAAAGAGGUACUUAGGAUAUGUCUUUCUCUCUGCGUUUCUGCUGCUCUCAAUGCAGUUGCAAUGCCAAUGUUAAUGUGCUGUCGCUUGAGCUUUAUGAUAGUGGAAUGAGCCUCUUUUGAUGUAGUGAAACGUACUUAGACACUCAGGGUUUUCUAUAUGCACCCAACUUUGCAAACAUGCCCAAGCAAGCACACACACACACACACACACGCACACACACACACACACACACACACACACACACACACACACACACACACACACACACACACACACACACACACACACACACACACACACACACACACACACACACACACACACACACACACACACACACACACACACACACACACACACACACACACACACACAAGCACAAGCACAAACAUACACACCAUUUCAAAACGUGGAAAAGACCGUAUCCACUUCUCUUUUGAGCUGACAUAUACACACGCACACACAUUGUUGUAAAAAAAAAAGAAACUGGUGGUGAAUUGGAAAUGUACUAGUUUGUGUAUCUGAUCUGCAUUAGUCAUUGACAAGACGCUCCGUAGACACAGCAGAUUAUACAUGUAUCAUCAGAAGAAAGAUCAUCUUCAUCCCGAAGAGAAACCAUCAGAUCCAGUGGUUGGGUGAGCAGCUGGAGUAUGUGUUUGGGGUUGGACAUUGUACAGUGUAGUCAUACUUGUUCAUAGGCAAUGGAGCGCUUUAAAGGUGGAUGUGAACCUUUCAGGGCCAUCAUUAUUGGAGAGUCUUGUCUCUGUGUAUGACUGUGGCAUUCUGUCAGAUCCAGUCAGCAUAUACACUCUUAGGGGGGAAAAAGGGUUCUUCGGCUGUCCCCAUAGGAAAACACUUUGGUUCCAGCUAGAACCCUUUUGGGUUCAAUGUAGAACCCUCUGUGGAAAGGGUUCUACUUGUUUAAAAAAAAAAGUUUUAUUUAA
Molecule: messenger RNA, 4219 nt
Organism: Oncorhynchus gorbuscha (pink salmon)
Lineage: Eukaryota; Metazoa; Chordata; Actinopteri; Salmoniformes; Salmonidae
Gene: ghra
Product: growth hormone receptor a
Molecular function (GO): protein binding
Source: RefSeq, a predicted model, not a curated record